Messenger RNA from Purpureocillium takamizusanense, 3094 nucleotides. RefSeq lists its product as uncharacterized. The transcript has 3 exons. The record is from RefSeq and is a predicted model, not a curated record. Bases 265 to 2736 code for a protein of 823 amino acids. Lineage: Eukaryota; Fungi; Ascomycota; Sordariomycetes; Hypocreales; Ophiocordycipitaceae. Gene Ontology annotation, molecular function: hydrolase activity. Gene Ontology annotation, cellular component: P-body. Gene Ontology annotation, biological process: protein modification process.
CGGUGUCGCCCCACUAGUCGGAGCGCUGCCCCUCCUUCAAGCGCUGGAGAGCCGAACGGGUCCCGGUUCCCUUUUCCUUUUCCUUUCCUCGGUGUCUGCAUUCUGCACCGCUUGACGAGACCACCGAGCAGGCAAUUGACCGUUCCCGGCAUCGAAGAAGGCACCUGGACGAUUCUGCCACCUCGAGGAACUUGAUCCUCGCUCCUGUGCCGGCUCCUCGUCCACCGCCCCCUGGCUGCCGCCGCCGCCACCACCACCACCAACAUGCACAUCCUCGUCACAAACGACGACGGCCCGCCGUCUCCCGAGUCGUCGCCAUACGUCCACUGCCUCGUGCGGCACCUGCAGGAGGCCGGCCAUGUCGUGUCCGUGUGCCUGCCCAACACGCAGCGCUCGUGGAUCGGCAAGGCGCACAUGAUCGGGCAGACGCUGACGCCCACCUACUACCGGCCCGGCUCCAAGGUCCAUGGCGACGAGGCCGACGCCGUGGGCACGACGCACCACCGCCCAACGGCGAGCGGCGACGUCGAGGAAUGGGUCCUCAUCGACGGCACGCCGGCGUCGUGCGUCCAGAUCGGCCUGUACCACUUCUUCCAGGACCGCGGGCCCAUCGACCUCGUCGUCAGCGGGCCCAAUUACGGCCGCAACUCGACGUCCGUCUUCGCCCUCAGCUCGGGCACCCUCGGCGCCGCGCUCGAGGCCGCCGUGUGCCGCCAAAAGGCCAUUGCCCUGAGCUUCGCCUUCUUCGCGCGCAACCACGACCCCGUCAUCAUCGAGGCCGCCUGCCGCCACAGCGUGCGCGUCAUCGAGGCCCUGCACCAGCGCUGGCCCGCCGACGAGAGCGUCGACCUGUACAGCGUCAACGUGCCGCUCGUCGAGGACGUCGAGCGCAACGCCACCAUGUGGACCGACAUGCUGCAGAAUUACUGGAGCGCCGGCAGCUGCUUCGAGGAGGUGGACGCCGACGGCGCCGGCGACCCGGCCGACGAGGAGGCGGCCAUCCGCGAGGGGCCCGGCGGCGAGGCCGACGUCAAGGACGGCGCGGGCGCCGAAGUCAACGCCAAGAGGGGUCACAAGCACAAGUACUUCAAGUGGGCGCCUCGGCUGACGCAGCUGCACAAGAGCGUGGAGGAGUCGCCGCCUGGCAACGACGGGCGGACGGUAAGGGAGGGCAAGACUUGCAUCACGCCGCUAAAGGCCAACUUCGCCAUGGCCGAGGGCGCGUUCAGUCGAAAGGAGUUUGUGCUGCCUCCCCUGGCAGCAGCGGCGCCGUCGCAGCAGCAGGACCUCCCCAUGCGGACAGCCAGGAACCCGGCCGGUGACGGGCCAUCAUCACCGCCCUCCGUACGCGCCAUCGUCGCCUACGAAGACCCCUACGUCCAACCCCUCAUCCUGUCCACGCUCAAGAGUCUCGGGCUGGGGGACAAGCUCGACCUCGUCACGGAGCUGCCCUCGACCACCACCACCACCACCACCGGCGACGGCGUCUCGCUCGCCAGCAUGCUCCCCGCGCCAGACGCGCCGACGCUGCAGAUCACGCCCUACGAGGCCAUCGACUUUGCGUUCGCCGCGUCGCACCCGCGGACGUGCCUCGUCAACAGCUACGUGAUCCGCAAGGCGCUGAUCCGGAAGCACUACCUGUCGGCGACGGUGGACCACUGGGCGGCCAAGAAGCCGACGUCGGUGCUGCGGCGGCACGUGCGUCGCAGCGAGGCCUUUGAGGUCGACUACGCCGAGUUCCUCGACGACGCGCUCGUCGAGGCGUUUGACCUGCGCGAGAGCAUGGCGCGCAACGACGAGAGCAACCACCCCUCGGCGCGCGAGUGGUGGAUCCUCAAGCCGGGCAUGAGCGACCGCGGGCAGGGCAUCCGGCUGUUUAGCACCAUGGAGGAGCUGCAGGGCAUCUUUGACGGGUGGGAGGCUGAGCGGCCGGACAGCGACGACGAGGAUGAUGAUGAUGGUGAUGGGGACGAGGACGAGGGUGGAACCGGGAGACGUGACGGCGACGGCGACUACAUCACGACGUCGCACCUGCGGCACUUUGUCGCGCAGCCGUACGUGCAUCCGCCGCUGCUGCUGGCCUCGGAGCCGGAGCCGCGCAAGUUCCACAUCCGCACGUACGUGCUCGCGACGGGCAGCCUGCGCGUGCACGUCUACCGGCACAUGCUGGCGCUCUUCGCGGCGAAGCCGUACCGCGCGCCGUGGGAGCACUCGCCGGGGGACAUUGACUCGUACCUCACCAACACUUGCCUACAGGAGCAGCAGAAACAGCAGCAGCAGAAACACUCGGUGGCGACGACAAUGGCCUCGGCGACUGGCGCCGGGAACAGCAACACGGUCCGGCGGUUCUGGUCGCUUCCACUGGAGCGCGCCACGCUCGACGACAUCUUCGCGCAGAUCUGCGCCGCCACGGGGGAGCUGUUCGAGGCGGCGGCGCGGGCCAUGCCGGUGCACUUCCAGACGCUGCCCAACGCGUUCGAGGUGUUUGGGCUCGACUUCCUGGUCGACGCCGCGGGCACCGCGUGGCUGCUCGAGGUGAAUGCGUUUCCCGACUUUAAGCAGACGGGCGGCGACUUGAGCGACCUGGUGGAGGGGUUCUGGAGGGGCGUCGCGAGGGAGGCUGUCGCGCCGUUUUUCUCCUUGGACGUGCAAGGGGUGGCAAGGGCUGUUGCUGCUACUGCCGAGGAGGAGGCGGACAUGGUGUUGGUCAAGGACGUUGACCUGGGCAGGCGGUAGGGGAGGAGAUAUGUGAUGAGGCGAGUGACCGUGAUCGUGACAUACGGGGGCGCUUUUUGCGUUGAGCGUUCACCAGUUUUUAGAGAGACAGGAACCCCUAUUAGAAGGUGUCUCAAGGAUAGCAUCCUAUGACAGUGUCAACAGACGUCUGUGUCUGUGUCUGGUCGCAGGAAGACUCGGGAGCAAUCGAUCAUUGUCAUGUACGAACAUACAAAGGGAUACUGGGUUACAAGUGUCGUUCGACGAGAGAGACGUCAACUGGAGUAUCAAGGGGGGUCCGGGCAUCAGCGUGGUUUCGCCGGGCCGGCAAGAUAGAUAGAUGUAGCUACGUACGACGCGACCUCCUGGUCAAAGAGAC